This is a messenger RNA of Haplochromis burtoni (Burton's mouthbrooder), 6467 nucleotides long. Its product is annotated as arf-GAP with GTPase, ANK repeat and PH domain-containing protein 1. The record is from RefSeq and is a predicted model, not a curated record. The coding region runs from base 984 to 4634 and encodes 1216 amino acids. Gene Ontology annotation, molecular function: GTP binding; GTPase activator activity; GTPase activity. The transcript is spliced from 20 exons. Gene Ontology annotation, cellular component: nucleus. NCBI's taxonomy places the organism in Eukaryota, Metazoa, Chordata, Actinopteri, Cichliformes, Cichlidae.
AGGAGCUGCUCACAAGGAGAGCGGAGAGAAAGAGCUAGAGACAGAGCAGAUGCAUUGGCAGGAGUAGAGCUGAGGCUUUUUUUCCCCUCCUUCCUGUCUCUCUUUGUGUGUGUGUGUGUGUGUGUGUGUGUGUGUGUGUGUGUGUGUGUGUGUGUGUGUGUCGGCACAGAUAAAAAGAAAAUGUGAUGAAGGUGGGCAAGGACCACCACCGCCUCACAGCAAGCUGCUCAUUCCCCAGCCUGAUUGCCCGAGCCGUAUCCAGCGUGGAUGUGGUUGUGCGGCAGGCUAACGGCGCGUAAGCAGGGGGGCUCCAUGGCUCUGUGGCAGUGAGAAGAGGAGGAAAGAAGGAGGAAAAAAAGGAGGAGGGGCUGUGGUGAGCUGGUGGGCUUCCUCUGCCUCACAGACACAUUUUAUUGACUUGCUAAUUGGAUGAGGCACUCGGAGGAGAGGAUGCAGUGACCGAGAGGAGCUGCUCUCCAGAGGAGGCAUACAUGCAGAAGAAAGCAUUGCUUGGGUUGUGGAAAUCGGGCGACUUUAUCCCUCUUUUUUUUUUUUUUUUUUUUUUUUUUUUUUUUUUUUUUAGCUUUUCUCGAGACAUAACAACAGAUGUUUUUUCAGCAUCUCUCAGUGACCCUCGCACUGUGCAUACAUAAUUUUAUGCAUGACAUUGUCGAUCGGAGGCUCCAGCUGCCAGACGCUUCGUGACAAGUGAAUGAUUUCCAUUUUGUUGUUCCCCUUUCACCUGUUUUCAUCUUCAGUUGGAGCUCUUUUCUGUCAGCCUUGUUUGAUGUGCCAUUUGAUAUGAAUGGUAAUCCGGCGGCAGGAUGAUUUCUUCGUCAGAUCAAAUGUGCACGAAGCCGUGAAUGGAUACUCUUCAGUGGGGAGAGAAAAAAAAGAAGUCUCAUCCUGGUUGCCAUGACCGAGGUGUGCAGGUCUUUUGAGGUCAGAGAGCAGGUGUCACUGCACUGAGGUCUGCUGUCCCAAUGAGCAAAGCGGCCAACCCACAGAGACGCACCACCUACCUCAUAUCCCUCACUCUGGUGAAGGUUGAGGCUUUGCCAGAGGAUGUAGCAGGAAGCCAGACGGAGGCUCUUCCAGAGGGGGAAGGGAGCCCUAAGAAGGAGGAAGAGGAGGAGAAGGAGGAGCUGAACAUUACUCCUGACAGGGAGGAAGAACCUGUGUGUUUGGAAGUGGCAGAAAAAGAAAACACAGAAGUAAAAGAGGAAGUGGAACAGGUGCGGGUCAAGUAUGGCAGCCCUAGUGAGAACAGAGGGAAGCCUGAGAGGAGGGAUGGACACCAAAAAGACACUGUAUCGGUUGGUAAGAGCAAAGACGCUUCUUUUGAACACCCACCUGUCAAGCAAAUGGUUAAAGUAUACGGAGGAACUACCACAGAGGGAACUGCGCGCAGAGAGGGACCUCGCUCAGAUGCCUUGCGCCCUAAGACUGAGCUCUACCGGGAGCCCCCCAUGCUCUUCUUAAAGGGUGAAAAUGGAGCGGACUUGAGCGGUCGUUCACGUUGCAGCCUCCCCUUUUCUGUCCCAUCACAGGUCAGCCCACGUCCUGAAGUCUUGAUGAGAUCCCACGCAGGAGGUAACUCUGCAUGGAGGGAGUUCAGAGAGACCAACACAACAACCUUGUAUCACUCUGCAAAGACUUUGGACAGAAGGGAUAACCGCUUUGGGGACCAGUCCCCCUUAACAGCAGCUACAACCAUGGGGCCUUAUAGGGCGUCCUGGGCCGACAGCGAUGGCAGGGGGGCGCUCAUCCGUCCCGGAGCUCCCGUCAGUGGAGGAUAUUCAGGCAUAAUGACCCGGGACAGCCCUCAGGGGGAGAGAUUUAAGACAGUUUCCGUUUCCUUAUCCGCUACCGACAUGUCCAGGGCUCAGAGAAAGCCCACAAGUCGUACCCUGGACAACAGCGACCUACAUUGCCUCUCCGAGGACCUGAAGAAGGGAAAGGAGGGACAGGGAGGAACAAUCCACCGUGCUCCUCCUCCUCCCCCUCGUGAUCGUAAGAUGCUCAAGUUCAUUAGUGGGAUUUUUACCAAAAGUGCAGGCGUGCCAGCCGGCGUCAACACUCCACCUCCGCUGUAUCCACCUGUGGAGAGAGGUUCGAGUGAGGAGGAAGUUGUAUGCACCAGCAGUCAAGAAUGGACGAUGAGCCAAACUGUGCAAGAGCUACAUCUGGGUGUUUUGGGUGGUCUGUGCAGUGGGAAGUCUGCUCUGGUCCACAGACAUUUAACUGGAAGUUACCUCCCACUGGAGAACUCAGAAGGACGUCAGUAUAUUAAGGAUGUGCUAGUUGAUGGUCAGAGCCAUCUGCUGAUAAUCAGAGAAGAGACAGAACUCCCGGAUCCUCAGUUUGCAAGUUGGGUGGACGCAGUAAUCUUGGUCUUCAGUUUGGAAAAUGAGGCCAGCUUCCAGGAAGUUUACAAAAUCUAUCACCAGCUUGCAAUCCAUCGGCCCGUAACUGAGAUCGCUUUCAUAGUCGUCGGCACUCAGGAUAAGAUCAGCAGCACCAACCCCAGAGUGAUAGAUGAUGCCAGGGCCAGACAGCUCUGCUCAGAUGUGCGGCGCUGCACUUACUAUGAAACCUGUGCGACGUACGGCCUCAAUGUGAACAGAGUCUUCACGGAUGCUGCUCAGAAGAUCAUGGCAGCUAAGAAACAAGCUGCCCUACUGGCUUCUUGUAAAUCUCUUCCCAAUUCUCCCAGCCACUCUGGAGGCUCCACCCCAGUCUCCGGUGUCUUUCCAGGACAGGCGAGUAACGGUGGGCAGAGCAGCGACUACUCGUCCUCACUUCCCUCCACUCCUGUGAUCAGUCACAAAGAGAUUGGCAGAACACUGAGAGGGGAGAAGCAGGACGGUACUACACCUGUCUUGGUCCGUAGCGUCCGAAGACGCACCACGAGAUUUGCGGGCCGGAGAGGCAGCGACUCAAACAGAAGGAGCGCAGACUUUAAGGGCGAUCUGGGCAGCGGGCGCUCCAUUCCCAUCAAACAGGGCAUCUUGCUGAAGCGCAGUGGGAACUCGCUCAACAAAGAGUGGAAGAAGAAGUAUGUGACAUUGUCCAAUGAUGGCAUACUGUCCUAUCACUCCAGUGUCAAUGACUACAUGCUGAAUGCCCCCGGGAAAGAGAUGGACCUGCUGCGAGUGACAGUGAAGGUGCCGGGAAAGCGGCCGCCUCGCGCCAUCCCUGCCUGCGCCCCCCCAGCUGGGCUUAACGGACGGGUCAAAGACGUUCAAGGAACUGAGGUCCCAAUGAGUGCAAGCAGUCUCCUGCAAGUUGAGGAGAUGGAGGGGCUGGGUGGUGCCCUGUUCCUGAGGGGUAACAGAGGUGUGCAGCGAUGUCCUUCCACACUAUCUAACCACGCUCAAAGCAUUGACUCUGCAGUUGAGGGCGUCUCGAGCUCUUCCUCUACCAAAGACGUAGGUUCUGCCUCCCCUGUCACGGACAGAAAAAAGCAUCGCAGAAAGAAGAGCAUGAAUCAGAAAGGAGAUGCCACCGCCGGCCAAGCAGAUGCUAAGCGCAAAAUGUGGAAACUCAAAAGCUUUGGUAGCUUAAGAAACGUAAGCAAGACAGACGAGGAUAACUUUGACUUCCUCGUUGUGUCGAGCACUGGUCAGACGUGGCAUUUUGAAGCACAAAGUGUGGAAGAGAGGGACUCCUGGGUCCAAGCCAUCGAGAACCAGAUCCUGGCCAGCCUGCAGCUGUGUGAAAGCAGCAAAAACAAGGCUCGAAGGAACAGCCAGAGUGAUGCAGUGGCUCUGCAGGCGAUACGCAAUGCAAAGGGCAACAACUUCUGUGUGGACUGUGACGCUCCCAAUCCAACAUGGGCCAGUCUGAAUCUGGGCGCUCUCAUAUGCAUCGAGUGUUCCGGCAUCCACAGAAACCUGGGGACUCACCUGUCACGGGUUCGCUCUCUGGCGCUGGAUGAUUUGCCACGAGAGCUGACGCUGGUUCUCAGUGCUAUCGGCAACCACAUGGUCAACAGUAUAUGGGAGGCACGCACAAUGGGCCACCGUAAACCAGCACCCGAUGCUACACGAGAGGAGCGGGAAUCGUGGAUAAGAGCCAAAUACGAGCAGAAACUGUUUGUGGCGCCGUUGCCUCCUCCUACGAGCGAGGGCCCAGACAUCACUCUAUCUGGCCGUCUUCUGUUGGCAGUGAUGGAGCACAAUCUCCCCAAGCUGCUGCUACUUUUGGCCCACUGCACUAAGGAGGACAUUAAUGCCCCUCUCAGCCUGGCACGCUCCUCCCGGUCGCUCUUAGCUCUGCGGCUGCCCGCUUCCCCCCUGCACGCUGCCUGUCAGCAGGCUGAUGUGGUGAUGACGCAGCUUCUAAUUUGGUAUGGCUGCGAUGUUCGGUAUCGGGAUGCUCAAGGCCAGACAGCGUUGGCUCUGGCUCACAGCGCUGGCAGCCAAGAGUGUGUCGACAUCUUGCUCCAGCACGGAUGCCCGAAUGAGCCGCCCCCAUCCGUCGCCGCGACAGUCGGUUUCGCAGCGGCAGCCACAUCCAGCUUCCCUGUUGCCAUGACACCAAGCCUGACGGUUGCCACGACACUCAAGAUCUCGCACAAGAGCGGCGGCACAAGCUUGAGUUACAGCACCUCCAGAAGAGCAGUGUCAUAACCGAAAUGUGGUGUGGCAUAAAGCCUGUGCGUCAGAGUGUGUUAGAGUAUAUGUUUGUGUGUGUGAGUUUGUCACUUUACCCUCAUAGUGUCAUUGCGCGUCCACACAGGCCAGCGGGACUGAUGGACAUGUUGCCAGAUGUUGCACUCGUAGAGCCAGAUGAGGUUCUAAAAGGUGUCUGUGUGUGUAUCAGGAGUGUAAACUGUGAAUCACACAGCCACAUGCAAUCUGCUUGAACGAUUUAACCAAAAAAAAAAAAGGCAAAGUCUUCUCAUUACGCUUUACAAGUGACGGUAAGGUAAAAGGAAUACGACAUCCUCUGCCUCUGCAUUCAGGUUUAAAGGAAUGUAUUUAUCCUGUAUGGAGGACUGAAAGUGCCAAAAUAAAAAAUAAGCGCAUAAAUGACAAAAUGUAUAUAGAUGAAAUACAAUUAAAAUUAUAUUAAAAUUAAUAUAAGCAAAGGUUAAUUUAUAAAAUGUGACAGGCUGAUAUAGCAUCUUCAGUUCUUCAAUGAUCUCCCUAGGCAGUUUUUUCUGUUGUCAGACUGGCAUUUAUUAACCAAUUGACAAAAAGCUGAUCCCACUUUAACUGUUGCAAUUGUAGAAAUAAAUAUAAAAGAAGGGAAAUAUACAGAAAUAAAUAGAAGGGGGAUUAGGUUGCAAAGGGAAAAAAUGUAAAAUAAAUAAAAUUUAAAUUUAUUUAUUUAAAUGUAUUAUUACUUUUUUUUUUAUUUUGGCACUUAUAGUCCUCCAUAGUUUAUAUCAGAUUGUAUGAUUCACGUUUCAGAAUGCAGUCAGUGUUCAACUUUAUUCUCCACUCCAUUAAAAAUGGCCUCAAAGAAGCUUAUCAGAGUAUCUCCAGGCCAGACGUAAAGAGCUGCAAUAAAUUUUAAGAUUUGAGGGGCAUCUUGAAUUUCUAUAGCGUUAAAGAUCGCAACAGUUUUUCAUUUGGACUGUGAAUGUGUGUUUAUGCUUAACACAGCUGCUAAUUCAGCUCAUAAACGAUGUGUAAGCCGACAUGAAAAGGGGAGGGCUGUUUUAGAGAUAAACAGAGUACGUGUAUAGAAAAGCAUUGAUAAAAUACUAUGAUUCUAAAAAAAAAAAAAAAGCCUAAUUUUCCAGAGUGUUAUUGUAUGAUUUGUACAGUUGGUUAUGUGUAUAAAAAUCCAAGGGUUACUCUGUUCAGAGAUUUACUGUACAGCGCCCCGGCCCAGUUAUUCUUUGAUAACCGCCUGAUUAACUCUUUGACAUCCAAAACGGGAGGUUUUUAUGUUACGUUUGUAUCGGUGUGUCUGACAUAAAUAAUGUAUAGGAUGUAUGCAUUAUGACUCCAGCAGUAGCUCAUUAUCAAGGCGAGUGUAAAACUAGAUGUGCAAAUGAACAAGUGAAAUGCCUUGAUUUUGGUCGAAUGUAGAGAAAAAAAACAGAUAAGUUAACUGUUUUAAAAUACUAACAUGUUUUUCCAGAUAAUGCAGUUUUUGGUGGACUGUCAGGGUGUUUUGUUUUUUAUUCCUGCUGUGUCUAAUAGAAAGGGAAAGUAGGGUUUGCCAGAUGCAGAUGUAGGCUCUCAUCUACAAAACCUGGAUUUUGAACGAUUCGAUAUUUGUAAACAUGCACCAGAGGAAUGUUCCCCGAUUUAAUAGCUUUUUUUAACGGCAUAAAAACAUCUCUCCUGCGGUACUGUACGUAUAAACUUGUGUUUAUCUGAAGGCUCAGCUGACUAUACAUGUCUGUGAUUUAAACAUCUUCUUCCAUUUGUAUUCCAUUUGUAUUUUUUUACUCAUGCAAUGAUUCACAGAGUAUUCAUUAUUAAUACACUAAGGCUACUGCCCAA